AUCAAACCCACUGAACCUGGAAACCAGACAACCCACAAACUUGUAUCUAUAUAAACGCUUGAUUUCUUCUUGCUUUUUUAUCAAUUACUUCUUAAGGCCAAUACAUUUCAGAGAGAGAAACUUUUAUUCUUAGAUUUUGAGAUAAUGGAAGGUGUGGACAUGAAGAAGAAAGAGCAGAGGAUAGUGGUGGCAGUAGAUGAGAGUGAAGAGAGCAUGUAUGCUCUUUCAUGGUGUCUCAGCAACCUGGUUUCUCAUACCCCUGAUUGCAAACUUGUCCUUCUCUAUGUUAAACCACCACCUCCAGUCUACUCUUCCAUUGAUGCUCCAGGGUAUCUGUUUUCCAAUGAUUUAAUUGCAACUCUGGAGAAGUAUGGUACUGAUUUGGUUAGGUCCGUAAUGGAACGAGCAGAAGCAGUAUACAGAAACUUCAGUAUGGGCAUGGUGCAGAUAGACGUGGAGAGAGUGGUCGGUAGCGGAGAAGCUAAGGAUGUUAUAUGUAAUGCAGUGAAGCAACUUGAAGCUGACACCUUGGUCAUGGGAAGCCAUGGCUAUGGCUUCUUAAAGAGAGCUUUCCUUGGAAGUGUGAGUGAUUACUGUGCUAAGAAUGUCAAGUGUCCGGUGGUGAUCGUGAAAAAUCACGACAAGUGAAGUUUUACCAGGAUUCUGUACAAUGCAAGUAUUCUGGACGGAUGUGCAUAUAGAAGAACUUAUCUUGUGAAGCACAAUGUAAACAAUCUUGUAUAUCUGACAGGAAACAAAGCAUUGAAAUACAAAGUAAAGCAAGCUUAUUCAUCAAAA
Tripterygium wilfordii is the source of this 798-nucleotide messenger RNA. Its product is annotated as universal stress protein A-like protein. The record is from RefSeq and is a predicted model, not a curated record. Lineage: Eukaryota; Viridiplantae; Streptophyta; Magnoliopsida; Celastrales; Celastraceae. Bases 145 to 648 code for a protein of 167 amino acids. The transcript has 4 exons.